UGCACGAUGCUCCCGAGGAGCAGAACCUUUGGCUUGCCGGGCAUUAUAAAAGGGCAGAUUUUGGAUAGCCUAUCAGUAACCUUUAGAAUGGGGUUUGAUAGGGCCGGGUGAGUCAUUGGCUGAUUGAAGGUAUAGAGGUACCUUGGAGAGCGAUGACGGAGGGGCAAUGCGGGGUCAAUUUGCACAGUAGACAGGCUUUGACCAGGGUUGCUAGAGAGGAGACAAUGAAGAGGGGCUCGGUAGAUAAAGAGGAACUCAGCGAGAGAAAGGGAAAAGAACGCAGAAAGGAGGGAUUGAAGGGAAAAGAGAACGAGGCGAGAGUGAGAGAAAGUUGGAGACGAGCCUCCCCCACGUGCCCCACUCGCUCCUCCAUUAUCGUUCGCGAUAAUUCAUCCCGAAGAGACCAUCUGCUCUCUAUCAGGCAAGUAGCGCCUCCGAGAUGGGCUCGUCGAUGUCAUUGGUCUGCUAAUAAGGCGGAUUAUAAUCCGGGAGGCAGAAGACCAGCACUGCAUACCCUCGGAUGGCAGCCCGUCCCUGCAUGCAGUGGUCACGUCCUGGCUCAGCAUCACUUGGUGGUAUCUACACCGUGGGGAGACCGAGAGCAGAGCAAUUAUCUAACUGCUAGAGAAUAUAGAGGCCCAACAGGAACUCUGAAGAAAGAACAAUACUUAUCCCCCUUCGUCGACUCUUUGAUAGUCUUAUCGAGGCUGGAAUAGCUACAC
Aspergillus versicolor CBS 583.65 is the source of this 722-nucleotide messenger RNA. RefSeq lists its product as uncharacterized. The coding region runs from base 225 to 716 and encodes 163 amino acids. The transcript has a single exon. The record is from RefSeq and is a predicted model, not a curated record. Lineage: Eukaryota; Fungi; Ascomycota; Eurotiomycetes; Eurotiales; Aspergillaceae.